AGUCUUGUGCUGGUAGAAGGAAACAUUUCCACAUUAGAAGAUCCACAUUUCCGCAUUAGAACCAUCUUGGGCUGCCUCAGAAGCAGCCUGGAGACGAGAUGGAGUCCAGUCUUGAAGACGCUUCCGUCUUUGUGCCUGCAAGGAGGGGGGCAUAGGCAGCUCCCACAAAUCACACAGAAAAAAAUGGCCAUGGGGUCCCCAAGUUAUGUUUGUGCAGAGUUCCAGUUCUUAUGACCCUGGCACAUCCUGGAGAGUCCAUGGCCUCGGCCACUCACUCGGGUGCUCUCUUCCUGGGGCUGGAAAGGCUGGCUUGAGCAUUGGCCCCAGCAGCACCAAAGGGGGUCUUUUCAAUUCUCCCAUUCAGCUCAUGCCCUUCUCCCAGCACCCUUGUCAAAGACCGGUGCAUCUUGGUGUGCCAAUGUGGAGAAACAAGAAUAACUCUUGGGAAGCCAGGCAGCUCCUGAACUUUCCCAGCUUGUGUUCCUGUGAGGACUCUGGCCACAUUCCCACAAAACCAAGUCUGGAACAUUGUGAACUAACCCACCGUUUUCACUUACAGAAGGGACACACCCUGUUGUGCUAAAAACUAGUUGGCGAACCACAGUCAGCAGCUUAAUGCAACAAAGCAAUAACUAAAUUGCAUAACGUCAAACUUCACGGCAGCCUCACGGGUUGUGUGAACUCACCCUCACCAGACCGGCGGCGGAGCAGCGGGCCCAACCCGAGCUCCCUCCCCGCGCGAGGCGGAGCUGCUCCGGAGCGCCUCCCUGCCCGCCCGCGGCGCCCUUCCAGAUGGGCCGGCCCUGCCCGGCCGCGGAGGAUGGGAGCCGAGGUCCGCGCCAGUCGGCUGCCUGCUGCGCGCCGGGAGGGCGGCCUGCGGGGGUCGAGGCGGCUGCGCGCUCACGAGCACGAGCCGCGGGGCGGGCUGGCCGAGCGGCCUCGGAAGCAGCUCGCCUCGCCUCGCCGCCCGAUGGAGGCUGCCCGGCUGCUGGCGCUGCUGCUGGCGCUGCUGAGCUUCUGCUCCGCGGCCGAAGAUUCCAGCGCCGCCCCGCCGGGCUCGCCGGCCCUGCCCGCCUGGACGCCCGCCGCCCAGGAGCCGCCUGAAGAAGCCUUCGAGGCCGCGCGGGGCGAGUCGGGCGCGGUGCAGCCGGUGGUGGGCAUCAGCCAGAGGGUCAAGACGAGGCCGGGCGAGAAGAAGGACCUGGGCACGCUGGGCUACGUGUUGGGCAUUAUCAUGGUGGUAGUCCUCAUUGGCAUCGGAGUGGGGAUUGUGGUGGGAUACCUGUACAAGAGGGGCAAAGAUCUAAAAGAGCAGCGGGAGCAGAAAGCCAACGAGCGCGAAAUGCAGCGGAUCACUUUGCCCCUCUCGGCUUUCAGCAACCCGGCCUGCGAGCUGGUAGAGGAGAAUGUCAUUGUGGUGCACACAAACCCCACUCCGGUGGAGGAGAUUCAGGAGGGCAACACUCCACUCAUGGGCCAGGCCGGCACUCCUGGGGCUUGAAGCAGAGGCGCCCCGCUGGACCUCUGAGGCGGACGUCUCUUUGCCUCUCCAUUUACCCCAGGCUCCAUUUGUAUUUUGCUUUUCCAUUUGAAGACAGGCCAGCCGGACAGACAAAGCGCCCAGCACCAGGGCUGCCCUUCCAGCCAGCAGCAGCUCUGCAGGGGGCCUGUUUGAGGCCAGGGGCCGGGUCAGACUUUGGGAGGGUCUGCUGCUGCCUCCGUUGCUUUGGUUGUGGGGCCUGCCUGUUGCCUGAGCAGGGCUUUACUGAAAGCGUUUGUGCAAGGAUCUGAUCCUGCACACAUUGUAGCUGCUGAAAAGGCUGUGCUUCCCUUCCAAGUGGCCACGCCAUGGCCAGCCCUCCAGUCUGGAGCCAGACAGAAACCCCUCUCCCUGCUUCCGGGGCGGAAGUGGCCAGGCCUGUCUGAGCAAAGGGGAAAUGCUGGGGGGCAGCACCGAAGGCCUGGAGAUGGAGAAUCGCCCUGGAAGGGCUUUGGGUAGGGCUGAAAUGGCCGGCCGGUGUCUCUUGUGCCAGCAAGGAAGCAACUCCAGCUAUGCUAUUUUUUUUAAAAAAAAUCUUUUACCACUGAAGGGAGGGAACUGGGACUUGGAUGCCAAAAGCCGAGGUUUCUUACAAGUUCUGUUUAUGCAGGUUUAGAGAUUUUAAAAAAUCUUUUAAAUGCCUUUGGAUACCGUUUAUUUCUAAGUGUUUUGAAUACCUCAUAUCUAAAAAUAAAACUAUUUCAGGUUGUAA
Crotalus tigris (Tiger rattlesnake) is the source of this 2252-nucleotide messenger RNA. It is a transcript of the gene PIK3IP1, whose product is annotated as phosphoinositide-3-kinase interacting protein 1. Bases 821 to 1501 code for a protein of 226 amino acids. The record is from RefSeq and is a predicted model, not a curated record. The transcript has 4 exons. Lineage: Eukaryota; Metazoa; Chordata; Lepidosauria; Squamata; Viperidae.